This is a messenger RNA of Carassius carassius (crucian carp), 692 nucleotides long. RefSeq lists its product as uncharacterized. The record is from RefSeq and is a predicted model, not a curated record. The transcript has 5 exons. Bases 12 to 638 code for a protein of 208 amino acids. Lineage: Eukaryota; Metazoa; Chordata; Actinopteri; Cypriniformes; Cyprinidae.
CUCACAAAGGCAUGAGUAAUGCUGAAUGGCUUGCGCGUCUGGAGAGUUUUGCCCAAACAGGAGUUUGGCCAUCUACGCAGGGGAAUAGACCUUCUCCCCGACAAAAAAGAUGGCAUGAGUUGUAUCAGAAGAUAGAAAAGUGCCCUCUGCAAAUGAGGGGACAGACCACUCUUCUGAAGGAAGCUCAGACAUGUAUUUAUGGAUUUCACAAGGUUCAUCCACCAGUCACAGUGGAAGCAUCACAGAGCACCCCGACCAAAAGCACACCCUCUGUCAGUGAUGUGUCAUGUCCUGCAAAGAGAGCUAAACUAACAUUGUCAAUGUUUGAAAAGUCAAGGUUUGGAGGCUCACAUGUGGCAGCAGCAAAACCUAAUUUGAGCACCCAGAGGAAAACCUCUCAGAUGUUAGAGCACUCCAGUUCAGCUGCAGUUUCAUGUCCACCCUCUCAUCCUCAUCCUUCUCCAUCCCCCAAACCUCAUCAGCCUGUCAUCCAGUCCUCCUCUUCCUUCUUCCUUCCUCCACCUCAGAGUUCACAACGCAUCAAAGAAACAGCAACGCCAUCAACUGUUUCUGAGAAUACUGUUGUGAGGAGCCCAGUAAGAUCUCAUUCAAAAUAUAUAGAUGUCUUCAUCAUUUAAUGCUCUCUUAGCUUUUAUUUAAACCAGUGUUUUUGAUAAUAUCAGCAGGUCUCA